GCAUUAUCAGCAACGCAUCAUAUGAUCAUGACAUUUCAAAUAACCUAAAAAGAAAAUUGUGUUCUAGUUGCAUUCAACUUGCUAACACUGAAUAAAAGCUGCCUAUAAUAAGCAUUUGUAAUAUUUUUAGCGACUUGCUAUAAUGACCGAACUUGAUAAAAUAUGUACUGUUUUGGACAAAUUAACACUAGAUGCCUUAACACUUAUGGAGGAAGAAAUUCAAAUAAAGCUUAAUGUGGAAAAUGCCAUGUGUGGAGGUGAAACGCACUUGGCGAAGUCUCGAUACAUUUUGGGACAGAAUAGUGUAUCAUCAUUACAAUUACCAACCGAAAACAGCCCUGAUUUUGAUGCUGUAACCACAGUAGUUGGGGAAGAUGAUGAGGAGCUUUUUGGACAAAAAGCCAGGACUUUAGAAGUAGUUAAAAAUGAAGAACAAAUUGAUCCAGUUAGGUGGUUUGGAUACUUGGUACCACAAGAUUUAUAUCAUUCACAGUCUAUGUUUAAACAAGCGUUACAAUGGAUUAUUCGUGCUGUUAAUGUGCAGACUAGAUUAAUUGAAACAUGUGGUAAAAUAGAACAACUGAAGGAAUUAAAGAAAGAACUAUUAGUAGCAAAGUAGAGUUUUUAGGGGUGUUAUGAAAUUGUGCGAGUUAUGUAUGAAUUUUUAAAUUAAUUAUGUAUUAUUACACAUAUUUUUAUAACAUAACUGUUGGUUACAUUUUAUGUAAAAAGUAUCUUUUCAACCGAGUAAAAGUUGAAACAGGGAACAAGGUUUGCUAACUGAAUUGUAGUAUUUACAAAGCUUUAAAUUUAAUUCAUAGCCCUAAAUUAAUUUUACCUUAGAAUUUGCAAUUACCCGGUUGGUUUUUAACUCUUGAUACCAUCAUGUGUUGUGUACAUAAAAAUGGUUACUAAGUAUUCUGUUAAUUAUAUGUUAUACUUAAGCUUAUUUCUAAGAACAAUAAAACAUAUUUUUGCAA
Molecule: messenger RNA, 980 nt
Organism: Zophobas morio
Lineage: Eukaryota; Metazoa; Arthropoda; Insecta; Coleoptera; Tenebrionidae
Product: coiled-coil domain-containing protein 115-like
Exons: 2
Coding region: 143-619 (158 amino acids)
Biological process (GO): vacuolar proton-transporting V-type ATPase complex assembly
Source: RefSeq, a predicted model, not a curated record